UAUCAGCAGUUCUCGCAGGUGUUUUUGCGGCAGUACCCAAUACCGUAUCUCGCAGACCUGGUGAGUCGCUUGUGUCUGCGCUUAAACAUCAUUUUGGAGAGGGAAAAUGAGAGCAUGAUAUCCAAUGGGGGGACUGACAACAUCAAUAGCAGAGUCGGUUCUCAGGAACAACCAGGACUAAUAGUGGGUCUUUCUGCCGCUUCAUCUUCCUCUUCUUCUGCCAGUAGUUCCCUUAUUGGGGACAUUUUUACGCCGUUAUCAGACGCAGC
Molecule: messenger RNA, 269 nt
Organism: Amoebophrya sp. A25
Lineage: Eukaryota; Dinophyceae; Syndiniales; Amoebophryaceae
Source: the annotation of a GenBank genome assembly